Molecule: messenger RNA, 1161 nt
Organism: Stylophora pistillata
Lineage: Eukaryota; Metazoa; Cnidaria; Anthozoa; Scleractinia; Pocilloporidae
Product: melatonin receptor type 1A-like
Biological process (GO): G protein-coupled receptor signaling pathway
Cellular component (GO): membrane
Molecular function (GO): G protein-coupled receptor activity
Source: RefSeq, a predicted model, not a curated record
CUGGAUUUGAGAACAAGAAGAAAUUUUACUACAGUAAAAUAGCUUCGUCUAGCAUAAUGAAUGUCACUUUAACUCUACCACCUCGUUCAACGUUUGUACUCAUUUUGGAAUCAAGUGUAGCCAUCAUUUUCAUGUUACUGGCCCUGAUUGGUAAUUUUACCGUAUGCUUGGCGAUUUUUCGUAAAAGGCUUUUGAGAACGGUGCCGAACUAUCUCCUGUUAAACUUGGCCUCUGCAGACAUUCUCAGUGCUGUUGUCAGUUUCCCUUUACUAGUCUCAGUUCUUAUGAGUGGUAAGUGGAUGUUUUCCGAGAGCGUUUGCCAAUUUCAGGCAUUUCAGUCUUAUAUCUCGUACUCCUGCAGUCUCUUGACUCUGACCGUUACAAGCAUUACGAGAUAUUACGCGACUGUUCACCCAUUCAAACAUAGAGGGGUAUUCAAAGUGAAAAUAGUUUUGGUAUUGAUGUUUAUCGUUUGGACCGCAUCUUGUGCGUUUGCCGCCAUGCCACUUCUCGGAUUGGGACGAUAUCAGUUUGAGGUUUCCUACGCUCUCUGCAUUCACGAUCACAAUGCCAGUUCAUCGUACAACACGUUUUCGUUCACCUUUUUGAUGGUGAACUCAACAGUUAUUGUGACUUGUUAUUCAAGAAUAUUCAAAGCUAUGAAAACGAGAAAUCGCAGAAUCCAUCGGUUGUUUGCCCAAGGUUCGACAUCAAGGCAAUUGGAAGUGAUAAACGCGCAAGAAGCAAAAUUGACAAACACAAUCUUUUUCGUAAUUUGUCUAUUUUCCCUAUGCUACAUUCCAACAAUCGUGCUGGGAUUUUUAAUGUUUGUGGCCAUAAAAGUAUCGCGCUUUGCCCGAAUGCUGUCGACAUUUUCAGUGGGAUUCACCUCCGUGGUAAAUCCAAUUGUCUAUUGGGUGCGCAGCAAAGCUUUUCGCAAAGCUGUAAUCGGGAUUUUUAGAAAAAAUAGUGUGUCCGAGCGAAAUUCACUUCGAAUGGACGUGGGUGAGAUCACCAGAUGUUCCAACCCAGCAGAGCUUGUAAAGGUUUCAAGAGAUGAUGAAACCGUGAGGAAAAGAAGAACAACUACAAUUACUUUACCAGAGGUCAUUACACAUGUAUGAUAUUGUUAUUCAUGUAGAGGCAAACGAACAUGGAAGC